This is a messenger RNA of Gracilinanus agilis (Agile Gracile Mouse Opossum), 1311 nucleotides long. RefSeq names its product phosphate cytidylyltransferase 2, ethanolamine (gene PCYT2). The transcript is spliced from 14 exons. Gene Ontology annotation, molecular function: ethanolamine-phosphate cytidylyltransferase activity. The record is from RefSeq and is a predicted model, not a curated record. Gene Ontology annotation, cellular component: cytoplasm. Lineage: Eukaryota; Metazoa; Chordata; Mammalia; Didelphimorphia; Didelphidae. The coding region runs from base 73 to 1305 and encodes 410 amino acids. Gene Ontology annotation, biological process: phosphatidylethanolamine biosynthetic process.
AGUCGGUAGUCAGUCGUUGGACGGUCGCAACGCUGCACACGAAAGGGUUAGACUCAUUGCCGCCGUCGGGACAUGAUCCGAAACGGACACGGGACCACAGAUCCCUCCAAAAAACUUGGCCCAGGGACCAAGCGCACCGUGCGGGUCUGGUGUGACGGCUGCUAUGACAUGGUACAUUAUGGGCAUUCAAACCAGCUGCGUCAGGCACGGGCCAUGGGAGAUUACCUUGUCGUAGGGGUCCACACUGAUGAGGAGAUUGCCAAGCACAAGGGCCCUCCUGUCUUCACUCAGGAGGAGAGAUACAAAAUGGUCCAGGCCAUCAAGUGGGUGGAUGAGAUUGUGCCUGGUGCUCCUUACGUCACUGCCCUGGAGACCCUGGACAAAUACAACUGUGAUUUCUGUGUUCAUGGCAAUGACAUCACCUUAACUGUGGAUGGACGGGACACCUAUGAAGAAGUGAAGAAGGCUGGGAGAUACAGAGAAUGUAAGCGCACCCAGGGAGUCUCUACCACUGAUCUAGUUGGCCGGAUGCUGCUCAUGACCAAAGCUCAUCACAGCAGCCGCGAAUUGCCCUCAGAAUACCGGGAGUACACCGACAGCUUUGGCAAGCCCCUUCACCUAGUACCUGCUGGGGCAGGUAUUUGCCCAGAAGGCUUCUCCCAGUGCCCAAGGAGCCACAGCCCAUGGACUGGAGUGUCACAGUUUUUGCAGACAUCCCAGAAGAUCAUCCAGUUUGCUUCUGGGAAGGAGCCAGAGCCAGGAGAUACCAUCAUCUAUGUGGCUGGAGCCUUUGACCUGUUCCAUAUUGGGCAUGUGUCUUUUCUGGAGAAAGUUUACCAGCUUGCAGAACGACCCUACAUCAUUGCAGGCUUACAUUUUGACCAGGAGGUGAAUCACUACAAGGGAAAGAACUACCCCAUCAUGAAUGUGCAUGAGAGAACUCUAAGCGUGUUGGCCUGCAGGUAUGUGGCUGAGGUGGUGAUUGGAGCUCCCUAUGCUGUCACAGCUGACCUUCUGGAUCACUUCAAGGUAGACCUAGUGUGUCAUGGGAAGACCGAAGUGAUGCCUGAUAAGGACGGUUCAGAUCCCUAUGAGGAACCCAAGAGAAGGGGGAUCUUCCAUCAGAUCGAUAGCGGUAAUGACCUCACCACAGACCUCAUUGUACAGAGAAUUAUUAAAAACAGCAGAUUAGAGUAUGAAGCAAGAAAUCAGAAGAAAGAAGCUCGAGAGCUAGCUGCUCUGGAGGCCAUAAAAAAACAGGAGACAAUAACCGAAGGGGCAGGAGUGCAGGUGGAGAGAUCCUAGGAGGCC